AUGCCUAAUAGUUCCCGCGAAGGCUAUUAUGCUAAUGCUGGCUCUUUUGAACCUAGGGAACAAUUCGAAGGAGGAAGCCGGGGAUUCGCUCAACAUUCCGGAGAAGGUGUCCAGAACGACCGGGUGAAAGAAAAGACCAUUGAACACCGGGCUAAUGUAAUUAAAUCGCUCAAGUUCAUUCAAAUCGAUGAGCGCCAGAGAACCAUUAAAGGGGCACAUAUAAAAACCUGUAAAUGGUUCUUGGAAACUUCACAAUACAUAGACUGGCUUGAUACGAGCAAGUUUGGCGAUCAUGGUGGCUUCCUCUGGAUCAAAGGCAAGCCUGGUGCGGGAAAGUCAACCUUGAUGAAGUUCACGAUAUCGCACGUAUACCAGCCGCUAAGUGAUCAGGGGAAGAUAGUCAUUUCUUUCUUCUUUAAUGCAAGAGGAGAAGAGCUAGAGAAGUCUACGGAUGGCCUUUACCGAUCACUUCUAAUACAGAUACUCGAAUUACGACCAGAUCUUCAUCGAGUAUUAGACUCUAUUGACCCAGCACGCCCCUGGAACGUUGAGUUACUAAGGUCUCUAUUUGAAGAUUUAAUGCUCGCUAUGGGUGAAACCUCCAUAAUUUGCUUCAUCGAUGCACUGGAUGAAUGUGAGGAACGACAGAUCCGGGAUAUGCUAUACUUUCUACACAAUAUUAGCCAGAAAACAGCUUCAUCCGGGACUAACUUGCAUGUCUGCUUUGCAAGUAGGCAUUACCCUCAUAUAACAGUUCCAAAGGGACUUACUCUAGUAAUCGAAGGUCGGCAAGAACAUAAUCAAGAUAUAGCCCGAUACUUAAACUACGAAUUACGUAUCGGAGAAGAUCUUCUUGCAAGUCAGGUCCGUGCCGAGGUCCAAGAAAAGGCAUCCGGAGUUUUCAUGUGGGUAGUUCUCGCUGUGAAUAUCUUAAACAAAGAAUACGACCGUGGGCGCAAACAUACUCUUAGAAGGCGACUCCAAAAGAUCCCCAACGAUCUUCACAACUUAUUCGAAGACAUACUCACACGCGACAAUGAUAACGAGGACGGGCUUCGCAUCUGCAUCCAAUGGAUACUUUUCGCAACACGUCCACUACGAGUCGAGGAGCUAUAUUUUGCCAUCAUGUCCGGCAGUGAACCUGAGGACUUGGCCAUGUUUCACUCGGAAAAUAUCGUUUCUGUCGAAGAUAUGGAAAAAUAUAUCAUCGAUAAUUCGAAAGGGUUGGCUGAAGUCUCCGGGUCAUCGACAACCGUUCGGUUUAUUCAUGAAUCCGUUCGCGAUUUCCUCCUCAAGGAGAAUGGAUUUCAAAGGGUUUGGCCUGGACUUGGGUCGAACCUUUAUGGUUAUGGCCACGAGGAGUUAAAGCAGUGCUGCUUCGCUUACAUACGCGACAUAUUUUUGCUUGACGCAGAUGAUCCUAUUCUGAUAAUCCGAUUUCCAUUUCUCGGUUAUGCUAUAGAGAACAUCUUGUACCAUGCCAACGAAGCUGAAAAAUAUGGACUCCCACAAUCGGAAUUUGUAUCAGGAUUUCAAUUUAGGACAUGGAUUAAAUAUAACAACAUUGUCGAGGGCUCUAAAACCAUACGCAAAUGGCCCAGCGUUCGUUGGUACGCAUCAGACGCAAGCAUUUCAUACAUAUUGGCGAGCCGUAAUUUGACACAUCUCAUUCGAACUCGAGAUAUUCGGCACUCCUGUUUCGCUGUCGAACAGAGCGAAUACGGUACCCCAAUAUUUGCUGCGCUUGCAACCCAAAGCGAUGAGGCAUUCUGGGAAUUGCUUGAGCAAGAGGUAAAAACUAUACCAUCGAGUUUACCAGUUAAGGAGGGGUAUACACAAAAAGAUGACGAAGAAAGUUUAUCUCCAGAAACGCUCGAUUCCGACUUUGAAUUAAUCCAACUCGCACUGGAGUCGAAAGUUGAAUUUGCUGCAAGGUUCUUGGCGAAUUACGGCCCUGGGAAAAAUAAAUUUAUACCAGGAGCCAAAGGAGGAUAUAAAUACUUCAUUCAAUCAUUACUAUGGAGGGGGCUUGAAGUUGAAGGUACUAACCGAGAUAGAAGCCUACUACAAGAAGCCGUCGCCUUGGAAGAUAUGAGACUUAUCCGUUUAUUCAUUAAGAGCGCUGAUAUCGAUGGCAACAAAGAGUACCGAAGCCCAUUGCAAGACGCGGUUCUAAAAGGGCAUAAAGCGAUCAUCCAGUUACUACUCCAAAGCGGUGCUAAUUUAGAAGGGAACGACUGCUAUCCGAGCCCACUACAGGACGCAGUGAUCAGGAAUAACACAAGACUUGUACGGCUGCUACUUGAGAAAGGAGCUAGCGUUGAAGGCCAUAAAUCAUUCAUAAACCCACUCCUUCAUGCAGCGAGCCAAGGGUAUGAAGAUAUUGUACGGCUACUGCUGCGUAAGGGAGCCGAUACCAACGUUCGGGGGUACCCCAACAGUCCGUUAGCUUUAGCAAUCGAAGGGGGUCAUGAGACUAUCGCUCAGCUACUUUUAAGCCGUGGCGCUACUAGAGAUGAGCCUUGGGCUUCCGUUGGCUCUAUUGCGGUGUUUCUACACCCACCAACCAAACCCAUUCAUAUUGAGACUCUUCAUAUUUUAUCCCUGAUGGGUUUUUGGGGAUCCAUCUCGGAACCAUUGACCGUGUACUUCGGGAUUAUCCGUCUUGGCAAUGCCUUACGAACUGAUUGACCGGGGAAAACGACGCCGUCUACGGCCCGGAAUGCGGGUUUUGGGGGGUUUUCC
Molecule: messenger RNA, 2745 nt
Organism: Daldinia vernicosa
Lineage: Eukaryota; Fungi; Ascomycota; Sordariomycetes; Xylariales; Hypoxylaceae
Exons: 5
Coding region: 1-2691 (896 amino acids)
Molecular function (GO): protein binding
Source: RefSeq, a predicted model, not a curated record